Messenger RNA from Scomber scombrus (Atlantic mackerel), 5892 nucleotides. Its product is annotated as stereocilin. The transcript is spliced from 29 exons. The coding region runs from base 1 to 5892 and encodes 1963 amino acids. The record is from RefSeq and is a predicted model, not a curated record. NCBI's taxonomy places the organism in Eukaryota, Metazoa, Chordata, Actinopteri, Scombriformes, Scombridae. Gene Ontology annotation, biological process: cell-matrix adhesion. Gene Ontology annotation, cellular component: stereocilium tip; kinocilium; cell surface.
AUGAAGAUUGCAGAGAAAGGGCCAGGGAUGGCCACUCUUAGAUUCUCAAGCAUCAUAGUUUGUGCUCUUUUACUUGGACAAGGAUCAUCUGAGAAGACAGGAGGGGGUAAACAGGAUGAAAGAGAUGCCAUUUUUAAGGAGCUUAUUUCAAAAUGGAGUAAAGGAGGUGGUUGGAGUCCUCAUAAUACUCCUCCAGAAAACAGUAAAGACCCACCUGUACACCCUUGGGUGAGAAAUAUCAUGGGGAGCCUAAAAACACUUGGUCUAUUUCCCAGCAAGAGCUUGCCUUCACUAAACAAGCCAAUUGACAGACACCGUCUCUCUGGCUUCCUGUAUAACAUAUCUCAGUACCUCCAAGAGAUGGGUGCUGAGCUAGAGGAGGUGCCGGCAGAGCCAGAUGAGGAGCAGCUGUGGGAGAAGGUGCUACAUUUCUUUCUCCAGUCUGAAGGGAGUGCUGCUCUGAACCAGUGGAAUGGCCAGGUACCACCCCGACCCAGUGUCAGAGUGCAGGACUGGUUUUUGUCCCUGAGAGGCAGUCCACAUUGGGACUGGCUCCUGGGGCUGCUGCAGAGUCUGAUCUCUCUAUCAGAGCGUCAGCCCCAAAGGCCUCUUUUGAUUUUCUUAUCACAGAACUGGAGGACAGUGAGUGCCGUACUAGAAGCCGCACUACAGGGUCUGGUCAGUGGGACAUAUGGCCAGGCCAGUGCAGGACUGCAGGGCUUCAUCUGCGCACUGAAGGGCCGUAGUGACUGUGCCUUCAGUGUCAGCUGGCUUCAGCAACUACUGCGUUUCCUAGAAACACGCAACUGGAAGCCUGUGGUCAGUUUACAUCCAGCAGGGGAAGGUGCUGAGCACAAAAGGGGCUCGAGCGCAUUUGAACGUUUAAAGCCCUUCAGCUUGCCUCCUGAGGCCAUGAGGCAGGAUGGGUCAUCAGGAAAUGCCUCUCUGGAAGAUAUGAUGGCCACAGAGGAUGAUCCAGACUCCAUGCAAAGCUUACUCCUGCAGGCAUUAUCACGUUCAGGUGGAGGUGAGAGAGGAGGCCACUUGGCACAGAAAAAUCUAGCCCUUGUUCAAAGUUUGGAUGGGCUAAGAAGAGGCCUCCUGCAUAGAGUAGGUAGUUCUGUCUACAGUAACCUGAGAAAGAAAGUGUCACGAGUUACCAUGGCCAUGCUCGAUGACGUCAGCAGAAUGGUUGACGUGCCACAGCCCAACGCGCAAGGACGAUGCACUGUCGGUGACCUGAGACAGCUGAUCUUAUGGGGUAUAAGACAUAAUGUGACGUGGAACUCCCAGGCUCUGGGCAUUAGCUCUCAGGGUUUUCCAAGCACACUCCAAUUCCUGUCCUGCCCAUCCACUGAAGGAGACAAACUUAUGUCCUGGCAAACACUUGCCCACUCAACUCCUAAAACAGCAUCAUCCUCUCAAACAAUCUCCAAACGAAAACGCCUUCAUAAACUCUCUACCACACCACUCAACACUGAGCUCCACCAGCCACAACCAGGGAGAACGAUAGAAAGCGACCAACAGAAAGAGAUGGAGUACUCCACCACUGCAGAAAUUCUGGAGGCAGCGUGCAAUGAAUCCAUCCCUGGCUUGUCAGGCGUCUCCAACUUCACUGUGUUCCUCUACUGUAAACUGUUUGAAAGGGGGAACGGGUCAGUUAACCCUGCAGUGGCUGACAUGGGGCUCGACCUGCAUGCCACGUGCUCUGAUGCAGCUUGGUACCUGUCUGCUGCUGAGGAGGAUUUUCUUUGGGUUCAUGUCUGCAGUGAGUUCUUUGCACAUGAAUUCAACAACACAGUGUGUGCCAACUCCUCUUUCUGGCUGCAAAGAGCACAUCAGGCUGCAGUGACAAAGAACUACAAUUUUUUUAACCAGACAAGUAUAGACGAGUUAUGCGUGCAGCUGUCAGGUGAGGCGAUAGGAAGUCCAGAACUUGACGAAAACUGUCUGGCUCAGUUGGGCACCAGGUCGCUCAGUGCCCAGGCUUUCAGGCACUGCUUCCUGCCCAACAACUCUGCCCUUAUUUUAGCUUUGUGUGGGAGAGAGUCUCCAGACUCACACCAGUCCUCUCCAGAAGGCAGCUGGACCGCAGCAUACUGCUCCAAAAUAAACAACUUCUCCCAUGUUAACACCAUUGAGGAUACUUGUCAGUACAGGAAGUGGGCUGUGCAUCAUUUCAUCAACUCCACCCUCCUGGAGCUCUGUGGAAAGACUCAUGGAUUGAGAGAGUACAUUUGUUUAAACGCUUCACUCUACCAUCAGCUGUUGAGAUCAGUGCCCCAGUUUGCUGCUUUCUGUGAUGAUCUGCAGGCAGAAUUUGAGGACAGGAAGUGCCUCCUGCAGAGGUUUUUUGACAUCCUCCCAGCGCAGUAUCAGUUUGACACAUCGCAGCUGUGUGUGGACCCAGCCCCGCUGCUGGUAGAGGUCUUACACAAGCUGAGUGUAUGUGAGGUUGAGGGAGGGGAGAAUGAGGGUUUUUUAGUGGCACUUGGAUAUGUGUUACGAGUCUUGGACUUCAUGGUAGGCCUCUCUUCGGGUCUGGACGAGGGGGAAAGAGAGGCGAGGCAAGGUUUGGGUCAGGCCAUCCUCCUCUCUAGUCUCCUUGACAACACAUCCUGGGCCACGCUACAGCCAGAAGCCUCCAUGAGCAUCCUUCACACUGUGGGGGUCUUCCUCCGCAGAGAGCGUAACGUCACUCUCAAGGAAGAUCUGCUGAGCUGCUUCAGUCCCGUCUUGUGGGACCUCAUUCAACAGGACGACAACUCAUCUGCUCUCAGGGUUCUGUUGCAGGAGUACUUCCUGAUGCCAAGAGACAGCAUUCGCACUCUGGUGAUGUCCGCUGAAAAAGACGCAGUAAAGAGAUUUCUCUCCCAUAUGCAUCAAAGUUGGGAUCAGCUGCAAGUCGAAACCACCCAGGCCUCUCAAAAAGAGUUGCAGGCCAUGGAAACAAUGACUGCUGCCUUUAUUCAUAAAUUCCCCCGAGUGACCCCAGAACUGUUCGUGGACCUGUCUCAGUUCAUUCCCUUCAUGUCUGUAUCUGACAUCAUGAGCUUCCCAGCCUCCCUGAUCGUCAACGACAGCGUGCUGACGGCUAUUCGUGACCACAGCUCAGGGAUGAAGUCCCUGCAGAAAAAGGCCUUUGUGAAGAGACUCCUGCAGUCAAGUGUAUUGGGUGAUGUACCUACAUGGCCACCAUACUUCCUCAGUUCCAUCCUCCCACUUCUGCCUUACCUUCCAGUCAGUCAUUUUCAACAGCUGACGUCACAACAGCUUGCUCCACUGAUGGAGUUGCUAGGCAACAGUAGUCUGGAUGGUGUAAGGGGGCGCCAUGUGCUUCGGACACUUUUCACCAAGAAGAAGAAUCUGACCAGUGAUGACAUAUUGAGGUUAGGGGUCCUUGCGUGUUAUUUGGAUCCAUUUGAGCUGUAUUCAGCUCUACAGGACUCAGCUGUGUCCUCUGCGCUUUGGCAGCAGCUGGCUCAAUGCAUUUCCAAGGGUUUCGUCAGUGCCAGUGGCAGGCUGUCCUCAUGGUUGAUACCAGCAGUUCAGAGCCUGAAUGCCAGCAGCAUGGCUCCCCCAGAGCUGUCUGCCCUCAGUGGUCUCUUACCCCAGUUAGGGGCCCCCUUCUUGCUGUCACUCCCCACACAACAACUCUUGGAAGUCCUUUCACAACCAGGACUACACAGAUAUUCUCCGGCACAGGCAUUUCAAAUGUUAUCCAAGAUUUCAAAGGACACCAAUCUGACCAUGGAAAAACUGUGCAGACUGAAACCAUUACACUCUGGUCUCUCCCCUGCUGUGUUGAGAGACCUCCAGUGGCCUGAGAUCAGUGAAACUGCCCACUGCCAGUGUUGGAGAGCCUUGCUAACUGAGCUUAAGCCUGGCAAUAGAGCCAUGCUAUACAAUGCAUUGCAGGAGGCUUUCCAAAGAGACCUGCAGAAUAUCACACAGCAGGUAAAUUGUCUAUUACCAUUCGUCCCUCUGAGGAAGCUGACAGAGUCCUUAAACAGAGAAAACAUCCUGAGAGAUAUCAGCCUGUACCGAGACAUAAACUGGUCGCCACAGCAGGCUCAACUUCUGUUCAAGAGGAUCCUCGAAUUUAAAAACAUUACCAGCAAGACGGUGAAAGACCUGGGUCAUAUUGCUGGUGGAAUGAGUUGUGACUUAAUGAGGCACUGGAGCAAUGAGACAGAUUUUGUGGAGCUGCUUCAGUUUGUCAGCAUGCUGCCUGGAGCCAUGAGGCCCGCUCUGCGAAAAUGUAUUGUGGAGGAACUCAGAAAACAACCUGAGAUUGACCUUGAUGCUUUGAGCUCUUGGUUUGCUGCAACAUUACCAGUGACGAUGAUAGAGAACCUCUCCAACACAUCCUUCAGAGAUAUUCUGGACCAUAUUCAGGCACAUUUUGCUGACUUCCUCAGACUGCCACAUUACAAACAGGCAAAUUUAGCCGAGAAGGUCGUAACUGAACUGGGUUCUUCUCAGGCUGAGGGGGUUAUUGAUGGCAACACUCUAGACCUCCUGGGGCCUUUACUACCUUUCUUGGACCGGGACAGUUUGGCUCUGGUGGACAGAGGUGCUCUGGCUCUACGGCUAGAGGAGAUGAGAAGCUUCUGCCUUCCUAAAGAGGCGCUGAGAGAUAUCAGCACCCUGCUCACUCAGAAAGACCUGUUGGGGGAGCCAUCUAAAUGGCAAGUUGGAGAUGUUGAACACUUGGGCAGACUGGUGUUUUCUCUGUCAACAAAGCAGAUGCACUCUAUCCCACUGACAUUGUUGAAUAAAGACACAGUGGAGCAAGUCCUGGUCAGUCAAAAGCUCUGGGAGGACAGUGUGGUUGGGGGAGUCUGUAAGACCCGGUGUACAGACCAACAUCGCCAGAGUCAGCAGACUCAGAGUCUCAUGCGUGGGAUUGUCAAAGCUCGGAGUAGGAGGGCAAAAAUGCCAGUGCCAAGCUGUGCUGACAUCAAGGGUACGUUUCCUUCAGCGUGGACAUCCACUCAGCUGAGCCGUAUGUCACAGGAGGAUCUUAAACUGUGUGUAGAAGAUUUUGGUCAGGAUGCUUCACUGAGCUCUGAGCAGCGCCGGGCACUGUGGGUGAAACUCAGGCAGACCUUCAGUCCAGUGAGAGAGCUGAAAGCAGAUCAGGUGCUGGCUCUGGGCUCGGUCGUGACUGAGAUUGGAGACAGAGAGCUGCAUGAUAUCAAUUUCACUGACCUGGGUGUGUUGGCACAUCUGGGGACACUGACAGACUGGAUCCCUAAAAAGAUGAGAGCAGUGGUUUUAGGAGUGAUUCGGAAGCGCAAAUUAAAAGUGGAGCAGUUGACAGACGUUGAUCUGGCAACAUUUGGCCAUCUGAUCUGUGGUCUGUAUCCCUCAGAAAUCAAAAGACUAAACCCUUACAACCUCAGUAUGGCUGUCCUGUUCCUGCGGGAGAUGUCCCUGCCAUGCACAGAACAGCAGAUGGAGGCAUUUACGAGCCGCUUGUCCAGACCUGAGGCCUUUGGUCCAGUCAGUGCUUGGGGACCGGAAGUUUUCACUGAAAUUGGAACAUUGGCAGCUGGCCUGGAAGACAUGGUGCUGUCAGCUCUGGUACAAGAACAAGUGAAGGGAAUCACCCCUGAAGCUAUUGCCCUGAUGCCACCAACAAAAAUGGCGGUGGUGUUCAGUGCAGUUCAGUUGUCGUGGUUGAGUGUGGAGCAGGCGUGGGCCGUCACUGAGCAGCAGUGGACAGAGCUGGACACUGAGCAGAGACACUCCGUCGGACUAGCUCAAUAUGAUGGAGACAUGCUGCUGGACCUGAGAGGGAGAAACUCGUCUCCAGCUGCUCUGAACACACACAGCUUCACUAUACACUCUCUGGCUCUGUGUCUCUUAUUAUGGCAACUCAUUUAA